AUGGCGGUCGACGACACUCCUGCGAGCUCGAAGGAGCUCAAUUCCACCCCCGCCGAAAACAAAAACACUGUUACGGACUUCGACAACAGCAACAAUUCCGGCAGCCUCGUAGCUGACGAUGCCAAUGUCGAAGACCUCACAAGAAAGACCACCGAUACUACCGCUCCCAAGGUCGCCAAGCGCGCCCUUCCAGCAUGGCUCGAUCACUUCAAUUCCGGCGAUCUCAAGGUCCUCAUCCGCUGCGCUGCCGCUGCCUGGGUCGCCUUCAUCAUCAUGUUCAUUGAUCCGGUUCUCCAGAGCAUCGGUGUAGCCACAUUCUUCGCGUCCUUGGUCCUCUUCAUUGUGCCUCCCGCCGGUAUCCUCAUGAUCAACUUGCUGGCGUCCAUCUCGAUGCUUGUUGGUAUGUGUCUGGCUUGGGCCUGGGGCUUGCUCACCAUGAAGGCUGCCAGAGCUGCCCGCCCUGACGCCGAAACCAACGCCCUCGUUGCAUCUUUGAGGCAAACGGCGUACCAGGAAUGGAAGCAGACCAACCGUAGCACUCCCACAGCUCUCGCCUCCGAGUUGGUGUACAACGGCUACAUGCUUGACACCCGCGUUACAGUCAUCUACUACGUUAUGGGCUGCCUCAUCAUCUACGUGCUUGCCCGUAUGCGCAUCAACAACGCAAAGCUCAUCCUAUUCCAGAUAUUUGGCACCAUCAUUACCGACCUUUUCAUCCUUAUUGGUCCUCUCUUGUCCACCUUCAACUCGACUCUCCCUGUGACUCUCAUUAAGCCUGGAGCUAUUGGUGUCGGUAUUGGCACGGUCUUCAGCAUUCUUCUCUUCCCUCAAUCCACCUCUUACACUGUUCUCGACUCUAUGGAGAAGCUCGUCCGCCUUGCCGGAGCCACGACCGACUCGACACGUCGCCGCCUCGCCGAUCAGGCCGUACACAUUGACGAGCUCAUUGGCCUCAAGGGCAAAACUGUCGGACUUUACAAGGCCAUGAAGCCCGCGCUUGCUUUCCUGCCCAUUGACUUGUCUCGUGGCCGAUGGAACGUUGGCGAUGUCACUGUACUUCACGAAAAAGUGCGUGCUGCCAUGGUAGCCAACCUUUCUCUGGUCGACUUCCACAUUGGCUGGAUCUACGCCGGCAACAAAGCCAAGGAUCUACGCCAAUACCAGGAGGGCAAUAGCCGCAUCGGAACCGGAACUGGACAGGGCGAGAAGCCUGCUACCAAGAGCAUUGGAAGCCACCAGUUGGAAGAGUACCUGGAUCUUCUGGACGCGCUCAAGAUUCCCGGACAAGCUGAACAGUUUAACCGUGUCAGGGAAUCCCUCAUGAGCACCACCAAGGGCGUUCUUGACGCUUGCCACACUGCUACAGACGUUUCCGCCAGAUGUAUCCAUGCUGCCAACAGCAACCGCUGGAUUAGCACUCCUAAGCAGAGCGUGUUUGACGAAUUGGCAAAGGAAAUGACAGCUUGCCUCGAAAAUUUGCGAAGAACAAAGGUUGACUGCGUUGCCAACACCAACGAUGCUGUCAUUGAACACCACGCCGAGCUCUUUGACGAAGAAGGCCGCCUUAAGCAGUCUGCUAACCUCCGCCCCAACUCCCUUCAAGGCAUCAUCCUCGCCAUGGUUAUUGAGGAGCGCAUCCUCAGCGUUGUCGAUGCCAUGGAAGGCAUGCUCGAUUACCUUGUCCGUCUUGUCGAGGCUCGCAAGGAGCAUCGCAUCUGGCUCCCCACUGGUCUCCAGUACGCCCUGGCCUGGCUGUUCAACGGCAAGCUUGUCGUGCCCAUUUCGGACAACUCAACGGUUACUGGCGCGGAGGACCCGGAGUCACCUAUCAACACCGACGCCCCUGAAGACCUUGCUUCUGAAGCAUACCGCCGCCUUCGCGCCAGUCAUGGAACUGCCGGCCGCAAGAUACGCCGUGGCUUCUUCAGCAAAGCCAUCAUGGGCACCUACAACUGGCUCUUCAACCAGGCCGGUAUGUAUGGUCUGCGUAUGGUUAUUGUCACCAUAGCUACGUGUAUUCCCGCCUCUCUUCCUAGUACUGCAGGCUUCUUCUACCGUGAAAAGGGCAUCUGGGGUGUCAUCAUGGCCCAGACUUGCGUUUUGGUGUACAUGGCCGAUUUCACCUUUUCCCUUGUCGGUCGUGCUCUCGGUACCGUUCUCGGUGGUGCCAUGGGUAUGGUUGCCUGGUACAUUGGCGCUGGUGGCCUCGGUCCUGGAAACCCAUACGGUCUGAGUGCCAUUGGUGCCCUUAUGAUUGUCAUCCUCAUGUGGUGGCGUCUUUUCCUCCCCGCUGCAUACCUGCAGGCCGCCAUCAUGACCGCAUCGACCUUUGUCCUCGUCGUCGGUUUCAGUUUCGAUGCUGGUCACAUCCAACAGUAUGGUCUUCCCGGUGUCGGCUACGAGGCCUUUUGGAAGCGUGUCGUCGUCGUCAUGCUCGGUUUCAUUGCCUCGGCCGUCGUGCAAGUCUUCCCCAAGCCUCCCUCAGCGACUGUCCACGUCUCUAAAACGCUCUCCAACACUGUCGGUGUUCUGGCAGACCAUUACGCUCUGCUUCUGUCGCACUGGGCUCGUGGCUCUUCUGUCAGCCCCGUCAGCGCCGUGGCUGAGGACAUUUCCCUCAACGUUGCCGACACACUCAUGGGUCUUUCGCCAUCCCUCGGCCUUCUGAGCAUCGAAGUUAGCUCCAGCCCAUUCGACAAGGAAACUCUGGCCGAUGUCAUCCAGCACGUGCAUCUUAUCAAUCAGUCGCUGUCCAAGCUGCUCGACAUGUCUACUACUUUGCCCCAGGACUUGCAGCAGCGUCUUGGUAUCUCUGCCGGGCUAACCAACGACCGAGCUAUUGGCCAGGUCAUGGGCAUCUUUGGUAUCCUCGAGUACUCGCUGCGCACGGGCAGCCCCAUCCCCGAGCGCCUCCCGGCGCCACUGGUCCGCAACCUCUACGAUGCGUGGGAGUCGCAGCACCGCAAUGCCAUCCUCACGACAUCACUAGUCCGUGACGAGAACUACAGGAGAUACUGUGUUGCCAUGUCUUCCUACCUGCAGUUCUUGACCUUCCUUGAUGACCUCGUCAUCACCAUCAAGAGAGCCGUUGGCGAGAGCCACGUUGUGCAUUCUUGGGAAGAGACUGCUUAA
[Torrubiella] hemipterigena is the source of this 3132-nucleotide messenger RNA. NCBI's taxonomy places the organism in Eukaryota, Fungi, Ascomycota, Sordariomycetes, Hypocreales, Clavicipitaceae. The record is from the annotation of a GenBank genome assembly.